Molecule: messenger RNA, 615 nt
Organism: Zymoseptoria tritici IPO323
Lineage: Eukaryota; Fungi; Ascomycota; Dothideomycetes; Mycosphaerellales; Mycosphaerellaceae
Exons: 1
Coding region: 1-615 (204 amino acids)
Source: RefSeq, a predicted model, not a curated record
AUGUCAUCCAACCCAAUAUCGCAAGCAGCCUACGCGCACGCAGCAGCAGAACUUCAUCCCUCGAUCCUAGCCCACAGUCUCAGAGUACAUCUCCAUGCGACUCAGAUCUCGAAACAAGAAGACCUCAACUGGCACACGGACUCAAAGCAAUCUACUCUCCUCUUCGUGGCUUGCAUCUUCCACGACCUAGGUACAUCUUCAACAUACGACACAGGCCCCACACGAUUCGAAAUUGAAGGUGCCGAUGCAGCUGUAAACUUUCUCAAGCAGUAUCCGACGAUCACGGAAGCGGAGCGACACGAAGUAUGGACUGCUAUCGCUAUCCACGAUACGCCUCAAAUUGCGGAGCGGAUCAGUGUACUGCCCAGACUUGUUAGGCUCGGCGUGACUAUUGACUUCAAACGUCCGGCGGCGUUGGCGAUGGUUAGUGAGAAGUGGGUAAAGCAUGUGGAGACAGAGUUUCCAAGGGUUGAGAUUGAGAAAGUACUGGGCGACGCUGUGGUCGAGCAGGCUCUGAAAGUGCCGGAGAAGGCACCCGCUGCUUGUUGGCCUGGUCUAUUGUUGCGGGCGAAGCUGGCUGACCCGGAGUGGGAGGGAGUGAAUAAAGCUUUCUGA